GAAGCGAUCAUGAGAUGGCGAGAAAAUCUCGCUUUAUCCACCAUGGGUCACGCGCGGCUUCUCCACUCUCACGCGCCUCUCUCGCUCCUCAUCGCUACGCGCUUCUUCGUGGACCUUCGCCAUGGCUGCAAUUCUGGUUCUUCUCGCUCUGCCCCUGUUGUCGGAGAGAUUGUCCGUCGGGAAAUGUGGGGCGGAGAAGUAUGUUUCGGCGCUCGGAGAUGGAGGGAUGAAGAACCCUAAUGUUAGAGUGGCGUUGGAAGCUUGGAAUUUCUGUAAUGAAGUGGGCGCCGAAGCUCCCGAAAUGGGGAGCCCUAGGUUUGCCGAUUGCGCCGAUCUCUCCUGCCCAUCCCUUUCUGAUUUUUUGGGCCGGAGGCUUGAUGAUCACUCCAGCAAGUGUGAAGUGCGCCACCUAGUGAAUGAUUCAGACAACAACUUAGCUGCUGGUGAUAAGUUUCUGGUUCCAGGUUUCACAUCUUAUAAGGACCCCGACCUGUUUGCGGUUGAGAAAGAACGAUACCUUGGAUCUUUGUGCAAGGUACAGGAUUCUGGAGAACCAUGGUAUUUCUGGAUGAUUAUGCUUAAAAACGGAAACUUUGACAAGAACUCCACCUUAUGCCCUGAAAACGGGAGGAAAGUCGGUAAAAUAGUUACGGAUAGAAAUUUUCCAUGUUUCGGCCAAGGUUGCAUGAACCAGCCACUUGUUUACCAUAACUACUCAAGACUUGUUUCUGACGGGAAAGGAACAAUGUUUUUAAUGGGAGGUAUCAAUGGAUCAUAUGACCUCGAUGCGGACUUGAGCAAAGGAGCGGGGAAGAGUUCUUUCUUUUCCGUUUCAUGGAAAAAGAACGUACAAAGUGGGAGCUGGGUUUUCUCGAAUACAUUGACAACCUCUGCCAAAUAUCCGUGGCUGAUGUUGUAUCUGCGUGCAGAUUCUGCUGAAGGAUUUAACGGUGGUUACCACUAUAACGGCAGGGGCAUCAUGAGAAAACUACCAGAGUCUCCGAACUUCAAAGUGAAGCUGACUCUUGAUAUUAAACGCGGGGGAGGAUCCAGCAGCCAAUUUUACCUGAUUGACAUCGGGAGCUGUUGGAAGAACAACGGUGAUCCUUGUGAUGGAGACGUUUUGACUGAUGUAACGAGAUACAGCGAGAUGAUUGUUAACCCAGAAACCACGAGCUGGUGCCGUCCAGAUAAUUUAGCAUCCUGUCCUCCAUACCAUACAAGCCCCUCGGGUGAGAUCAUACUCAGGAACGAGACAUCCCGGUUCCCGUAUUCUGCUUACCAUCUCUACUGCAGCCCCGGGAACGGCAAACAUAUGGAGAAACCAUACGAUAUCUGCGAUCCAUACAGCAACCCACAAGCUCAAGAACUUGUUCAGAUUCUUCCACAUCCUGAAUGGGCAGUCCAUGGCUACCCCGAGAAACAGGGAGAUGGCUGGAUUGGCGAUCCAAGGACGUGGGAGCUUGAUGUCGGAGCUCUCUCCAGUCGUCUCUACUUCUACCAAGACCCUGGAACAAAGGCGGCGAAGCGGGUUUGGUCAUCGAUCAAUGUUGGUACAGAAAUAUACGUUAGCAAGAAUCAAGAAACCGCGGAGUGGAAUGUGAGUGAGUUUGAGGUUCUUGUUCCUGAACAACAGCGGCAAGAACAGGACCCUUAUCAAAGCGAAACAACUCUGGAGUGAUUCUGUUGUGUUUCUUCUUGGCCCAGAUGCUGCAAUAAUACAGGAUCGAUCCUUGUCUGUUUUUGCUGCAAAUUGACGAAACUGUAAGUCCAUUUGUAUUCAGUUGAAACAUUUCCUCUUCUGAUCGGUCAAAGCUUUGUUUAGAAGUUUUUUUUUCGGGUACAUGUAACAGAAUCGUUGAUAUGUUGAACAAAUCUUGAGAUGUAUUUAGUUCCAUUGAUCUUGGAACAAACUCAAGAAGAUUGAAAGACUUGUCGGGGCUUCAUUA
Messenger RNA from Tarenaya hassleriana, 1949 nucleotides. RefSeq lists its product as uncharacterized. NCBI's taxonomy places the organism in Eukaryota, Viridiplantae, Streptophyta, Magnoliopsida, Brassicales, Cleomaceae. The record is from RefSeq and is a predicted model, not a curated record. The transcript is spliced from 4 exons. The coding region runs from base 122 to 1681 and encodes 519 amino acids.